Fusarium oxysporum Fo47 is the source of this 648-nucleotide messenger RNA. RefSeq names its product Cyanovirin-N. The record is from RefSeq and is a predicted model, not a curated record. The coding region runs from base 243 to 575 and encodes 110 amino acids. NCBI's taxonomy places the organism in Eukaryota, Fungi, Ascomycota, Sordariomycetes, Hypocreales, Nectriaceae. The transcript is spliced from 3 exons.
CUUGUAAGAAGUGGACUCUUACUCUGCAUUGCAUGUGCAUUGCAGUCGUGGCAGCUUCAAAAUCGUUUUCUCGCGGUUCACUCGGUCUUGGAGGGUCUUGGCUUUUGUGCGGAGGUGCAUGCGCGAGGCCUCUCGUGAAUCACUGUCAAUGAUAUAUAUAGUCCUCAACUCUUUGACUUGACUUCUGUAUCUACAACUUCAAAUCACACUUCUUUGCUUCAUUCACAUUCAAAUCAACCAAAAUGGUCAACUUCCACGAGAGCUCUUCUGACAUCGAGCUUGAGGACGGUCACAUCCUCGUCGCUCAGUGCAACGAUGCUGAUGGUGAACCUCAAGAGUCUCGUCUUGAUCUCGACUACUACAUCGGCAACAACGACGGUGCUUUCUACUGGGGUGGCGAGGGCUUCUCUGGCUCUGCUUCCGACAUCACCUUCGAACUUGAGGGCGACGACAACGUUCCUGUCCUCCGCGCUCUCCUCAACCCCGUUGACGGAGAUCCUGUUGAGGCUAACGUCAACCUCGCUGAGUGCAUUGGCAACGACAACGGCACUCUUGUCUACGUCCCUCCCCAGUAAGCGAACUCAUGGACUUUGAGGGUAGGAUUCAGGCGGAAACACAGUCAAACAAAUAAAGUAAAAUUACCAACCA